AUGACAUGCACAGAUAACAGACAUUUAUGUGAUGAUAUGAAUAGCUACGUUCGGUACUUGCAUCGCAGAGACGAUCUCCGAAUAAGUAUCAUAAUUAUUCAGAGAAGGCGAUCUUGGCGACGAUUUGGUCACAUUCAGACUCAGAAAACAAAUCGCGAGAAAAAGCAAGCAACCUGCUUAGACUACACUGUUUAUUUCUCGCGCUUGUUUUCAGAAUCUGAAUCUGAAUCUAAAUCUGAGUGCACUCUGGCCGCACCCUUCGACUACACUGUUUAUUUCUCGCGCUUGUUUUCGGAAUCUGAAUCUGAAUCUGAGUGCACUCUGGCCGUACCCUUUGAGAAUGCUGAAAAUCCAUCAGAUGAUAUAAAAAAAUUGCAAGAUGAAGUUAUCGCAAACUUUCAGAAACCAAAUAUCCCAAAUGUAAACAUACCGGAGCGUAUCAUCAUAUGUUUAGAUCUAUGUUAUGAUGAUAACAACACUUUAUAUCGUUUAGGUGAUGGCUCAACAUUUACACCAUUAAACAUGCUAAAAAGGAUUUUAGAUUUUUUUCUGCAUUCAAAAAAUGCCAUAAAUAAGAAAACAGAGUAUGCACUACUGCUAUUAAAAGACACUGAAGCAUGUUGGGUUCAGAAUUUCACAAACAACAUAAAAGAUAUUGUAAAUGUGAUAGAUUAUCUUAAUGCUGAAGAAAGUACCACUGAAAAUUAUGAUUUUAAGAAAGUAUUUCAAGUAUUAAAGGAAAAAGUGGAUAUACCAGAAUUUAGGCAGGGAGAGUGCAUAAUGCCCCCUCCAUAUGUUGUUCGUAUGAUUGUUCUGUAUGGGCGUUCAGUUUGCUUACCUCUUAUACCACAGGAUGAUGUGUAUUUUAAUUUUCUUAAGAAACAAUUAUACUUCUUUAUUGAUAUAUUACUUACACAUGAAGAAGAUUGUGCACUAUAUAAAUGUGAAGAAAUUUAUGAUGCUCUCCAGGACUUGGACAAUGGUUAUUCAUAUGUAUUUGAGCACACCGAGUCGGCCGCGACCCAUAGCAUGCACGUAGCAGGCGGUCAGUUUUGUAUCAAUAGUCGCAGACCACGCGUCACAGCACGUAGGCGGCGGACACCGACAAGGCGCGUUAGAGCGGCGAGGGCAUUUCAUAAGAGCACUAUUGACUCUUGUCUUACUGUUACUCAUCAUGCGAAGGUUCAGUUUGUAUCAGUGGUAGGACGAAUAGAGUGGGCACUGCACACCGAGGCGGCCACGAGCCUAGCAUGCACGUCGCUUGGCACGCGUCACAGCACGCAGGCGGCGAACACCGCCAUGGCUCGUCACGGCGAUGGAAGUGGCGAAGGUAUUUUAAUCCAGCACUGA
Molecule: messenger RNA, 1350 nt
Organism: Chilo suppressalis (striped riceborer)
Lineage: Eukaryota; Metazoa; Arthropoda; Insecta; Lepidoptera; Crambidae
Source: the annotation of a GenBank genome assembly